This is a messenger RNA of Alternaria ethzedia, 633 nucleotides long. It is a transcript of the gene YAE1, whose product is annotated as Essential protein Yae1, N terminal. The record is from RefSeq and is a predicted model, not a curated record. The transcript has a single exon. The coding region runs from base 1 to 633 and encodes 210 amino acids. Lineage: Eukaryota; Fungi; Ascomycota; Dothideomycetes; Pleosporales; Pleosporaceae.
AUGAACGCAUUCGGUGACAUGUCACCUACCUUGGACCCGACUCAACUCGCUGCUGGACACGCUCCACCCACGCCUCCGCACGAAAAUGCACUCGACGAUAUUUACGGUUCGGCGCCCGCUUCACCCACCCUCACAGCGAACGUCCCUCAUGUACGCGCUCACGAAAUACUAUCCGACCUCCCGUCGCGUCAACGAGCGCUCGACACAGAUGCAUACCGAGAGGGUCUGGCAAACAGCAAAGGCCAAUACGUGCAAGAAGGAUUCGAUGAAGGCUACUCUCUCGGUGCCAACCUAGGCCUACGCGUCGGCUACAUACUAGGAGUUCUACAAGGCUUUGUCGCGGCCUGGAGGGGUCAUGAUGAGCAAGUCCACAAGGAAGUCGCACAAGUCUUUGAUUCUGCGCGUAAAGAGCUCGCCAUCGAGGAGUUGCUAGGCCGCCAGUGGGUAGACGAAGAGGGUAUAUGGAAGUGGGGUGUUGUAGGAAAUGACGACGACCCUACAUUCAGGGAGGUCUCGGACCAGCAUCCUGUAGUGAAGAAGUGGAUGGGCCUGGUUGAGGACCUGGCGAAGAGAUGGGACGUUGAUCUCAAGGCUGUGGAGAAGAGUCAAGUGCCGCAGGACGAACAAGCAUGA